AUGUCGGUCGAGAUUAAAGAGAUAUUCAACGACCAUGGAGUUCAAAAUUCUCCAUCCACCGCGAGGAGAAGUGCCAUGAAAGAAAUAUUUUUUAACGUAGGACGUAGAGGACGUCACGAUUCAUUGAUAUCCAUGUCACAGUAUCAAGCCGAACCGAAAACCAUGAUGAAAGAGAAGUCAGCUACCCGGCUACCGGCGGAAUGUAUGAAACGCAUAAUCAAAUACGUCGAAAGAAGACGCGAUGUCAUUUCUUGCCUUCUGGUUAACAAAUAUUGGUGCUCGAGCGUGAUACCGUUGCUUUGGGCCCGACCGUUUGACAACGUGUCCGUAGAAAAUCGGUUCAAGUUGAUUCGCACCUACAUCUCCUGUCUGGAAGAAGAGGAUAGAUCGGGCCUAAACUUUGCGCUGAAGAAAUUCAAGGUGAAAAUCCCCUAUUCGUCACAAUCCCUGUUCGAGUAUGCGACAUACCUGGAAAGGUUUUCAUACAACAAGUUAUAUAUGGCUGUCGAUUCCGGAAUUCGAAACUACCUAAGCAAAGAGGUUGUGGCUGGUCGUAGUACGCAUCAACAAACAAUCCUGAUCACCGGUGUGAUGUGUCAAUUGUUCAUGCGUCAAAGUCGAAGGAUGACCUCGAUCGAGAUCACCAAAUUCUUUGGUAUGGUGGACUUGCCUCGGAGUUCAUUGUUUUCAACUGCCGAGUACACCCUGUCAAAUAUACGGAGAUUUGAGCUCGAAUACACAAACCGAAUGACACGAAACACCCUGAAAUUAUUAAAGUACGUCUCUAAAUAUUGUCAUAAACUGCAGGUGUUGGAUCUGAAAUUCCCAUACCUAACGGACAAAUUGGAUGUGGUCAAUUCAAUUACCAACAUCAUCAAUGCCCAAACGCAACUGACCGAAUUCAACCUGUCGGGAUUGAGAUUCGGGACCGAAAUAAUUGUGCCGGCGUUGGUGUCGCAAGCGGGUUCGUUGCGUUCCCUCAAGUUCAUGAAUUGUGAUUUCACCGGAACCGAUUUUGAACCGUUGGCCAGGUGUCGAGAAUUAAAAUCCCUCACGAUUCAAUACUGUCAAGGAUUGACCAACGAGAGCAUCUUUAGUUUAAAGCAUCCUCAUUUCACGCUCAAGUCCCUCAACAUCGGGUGUUCACCUGCUGCCCUCGUGUCUCAACUGUUAAUAUUUCCGAUUGCGGGAGAAUCUCUGGAGGAAUUGACCCUGGAUCUGAUUACACCGGAGACAAUCACCACCAUAUUGGAGAAUUGUCCCAAGCUGAAACAGCUAAAAUUGGUAAAUUACUUCUUGCAGCAACCUACGAAAAUCGGGGAGCUAUUACGGGGACUUAAAUAUUUGCGAAAACUUGAAAUAUUCAUCAGUUCCAAGAAUGCGGAUUACGAAAACAUGAUAUUAACGUCCGGUGAUCUACCGGAAUCAUUGGAUUGCCUAAUACUAAGAUGUGGAUUCACCACCAUUCAGUUGGAUAACCUGCUUUCAAGGCGUGAUUUGACAACCCUUAUAAUGGACUAUAUGUACUUCGAUCAUUCACACUUCCGGGUUAUCCGAGAGUACGCAAAGAGGAGCGAUAGAUUGGAAGUGUUGGGAAUAGGUGAUGGGGGAGCGAAAGAUUCGUUCGCCAAAAAGGAAUGGAAAGAAUUACAGAAAUUAUGUAAAGAUUAUAAUAUCCGAGCGGUUCCCUUGCGGGAAAUAAAUAGUUGGUAA
Acaulospora morrowiae is the source of this 1713-nucleotide messenger RNA. NCBI's taxonomy places the organism in Eukaryota, Fungi, Glomeromycota, Glomeromycetes, Diversisporales, Acaulosporaceae. The record is from the annotation of a GenBank genome assembly.